AUGCCAGAAAGAGAAGUUGUGCCCCAAGAUGAACUACAGGGCUUUGAAGACGUUUACUACCAGGAGUAUCGGUCGCAAGGUUCUCUGGUUUACACUGGUGAUGAUGUUAUACCCGAUACGUAUGCAACUGAUAGCUAUCCUGGUAAAGACUCUACCUCAUACGAGUACAUUACUUAUAAUGAAGCUUUUUCUACGCGCACCAUUAUCUUCAAAAUUCCGUUUAGUCACUUUAGACGGGGUCAAUAA
Molecule: messenger RNA, 246 nt
Organism: Nematocida homosporus
Lineage: Eukaryota; Fungi; Microsporidia
Exons: 1
Coding region: 1-246 (81 amino acids)
Source: RefSeq, a predicted model, not a curated record